Messenger RNA from Gossypium raimondii (Peruvian cotton), 1490 nucleotides. RefSeq names its product cyclin-D3-3. The record is from RefSeq and is a predicted model, not a curated record. Gene Ontology annotation, molecular function: cyclin-dependent protein serine/threonine kinase regulator activity. Gene Ontology annotation, biological process: regulation of cyclin-dependent protein serine/threonine kinase activity; mitotic cell cycle phase transition. The coding region runs from base 200 to 1303 and encodes 367 amino acids. NCBI's taxonomy places the organism in Eukaryota, Viridiplantae, Streptophyta, Magnoliopsida, Malvales, Malvaceae. Gene Ontology annotation, cellular component: nucleus; cytoplasm; cyclin-dependent protein kinase holoenzyme complex. The transcript has 4 exons.
CACUUCAGCUCUCUUUCGUCUUUCUAACUUCAUCUCUCUUUUGUUUUUGUUUUUGUUUUUUAAUUGUUUUCUCUUCAUCUUCCUCUUACAGUCUUACUUACAGAUGAAAGAGUGAAAAAUGAGAUUGAGAUUUGUUGUGUUUUUUAUGGUAUUAUUAUUAUAAUGAAAGGAGAAUUCCUUUUCCUCUUCUUUGAAAGCUAUGGCUCUGCAAGCAGAAGGGACUCAGCAGAUUCAAAGCCCUCCAUUGAUGAAUCUUGAUGGCCUGUUAUGUGAAGAAGAAGAUUUAGGAGUUUAUAGUUUUGAAGAAAAUGGAAGUGAAAUUCCUGCUGAAAAGGAGAAUUUUGUACCUUUAUUUCUUAACGAACAUGAUUUGUUCUGGGAAGACGAUGAGUUAAUCUCUUUAAUGUCUAAAGAGAAACAAACCCAUCAUGGUUACGUUGAUGUUUGUCCAGAUAAGUCUUUAGUUUUAGCUCGUAAAGAAGCUUUGGAUUGGGUUUUCAAGGUUAAGGCACACUAUGGGUUCAAUGCCUUGACCAUGGUUCUUGCUGUUAAUUACUUUGAUAGGUUCAUUUUAAGCUUUAAAUUCCAAGAAGACAAGCCAUGGAUGGCACAAUUAACUAUCGUGGCUUGUUUAUCUUUGGCUACCAAGGUUGAGGAAACUCAAGUGCCACUUCUUUUAGACCUCCAAGUGGAGGAAGCAAGGUAUGUGUUUGAUUCAAAGACCAUACAAAGAAUGGAGCUUUUGGUGUUGUCAACCCUGCAAUGGAGGAUGAAUCCUGUGACACCAAUAUCUUUCUUUGAACAUAUUACAAGGAGGCUUGGGUUGAGGACCCAUUUGCAUUGGGAUUUCCUUCGUAGGUGUGAGCAUUUGCUUCUCUUCCUCAUUACUGAUUCAAGGUUUGUGAUUUACACUCCUUCUAUCUUAGCUGUUGCAACAAUGCUGCAUCUUAUAAAAGAGGUUGAACCAUGCCAUUAUCUUGAAUAUCAGAAACAGCUUAUUGCUGUACUCGAGGCAUGUGAGGAUAAAGUAAAUGCCUGCUACAAGCUCAUCUCAGAGUUAUUGGAAAGCCAGUACAAAGGAAACCAAGGCCACAAAAGGAAGUAUAAAUCAAUACCAAGCAGCCCUAAUGGUGUCAUUGAUGCAUCAUUUAGCUGUGAUAGCUCAGAUGAUUUGUGGGCUGUGACAUCUUUGGUCUCAUCGUCACCCCAGCCACUGUUCAAAAGGAGUAGAGCUCAAGACCAGCAGAUGCGGCUACCUUCACUAAACCGUAUGUUUGUGGAUGUGCUUAGUAGCCCUCGUUAAUCUUUCUUUGUCAUAAUAACUAGUACUGUUAAACAUGUUAUUAGAUUUUCCUCAUCUGCAAAUCAGUAGUAAUUGUUCUUUAAUGUGCAAUUGAUGUGUUUCAUAACUUAUUUGUUGCCUUUUAUGGCCAAAUUUUCUAACAUGGAUCGGAGAUGUACUAAUAUCUGCUAAAUUCCAUUUUGAUUCA